AUGUGGGAAUCAAAUAAACAAUAUCAUUCAAAUACGAUGGAAACGAUUGCAGCGAUGUUGGAAGCCGAACAAUUGGAUUGGCAAGAGGUGAUCAAUUUUCAUCACCCAAAUUUUAUGUACUUUCUGAGAAACAGUAGUAUCAGUAUUGUUAUGGCUGUUCUCACAAGAUACGAUCGUCAUCAAAACACUAUUUUCCAUACUGCUGCAUUUUGUCCUCCACGCGAUGAUUUCAUCAAUGAUAUACGAAUACUUCUUAGAAAGCUUGACUACAAUAUAAGUGCGGAUCUUCAAAAUCUACUAACUCAAAGAAAUAUAAAUGAUGAAACACCAUUACAUUUAGCUGCUAUGCAUCAAAAUAUUCAAUAUAUUAGAAGUUUGGUUGGAUUGCAAGUAGAUGGUAGUCUUGUCGAUAAUAGAAAUUUGACGGCGUUGGAUAUUGCCGUUUGGUUAGACAAGAAAGAAUGUAUAAAUCUAUUGACGAGUUUACGCAGUUCAAAGAUGACAGUAAGCAAUGGAACCGGUGGAAGUGUUCCAAUCUAUCAAUGGGGUCAGAUGUUGUGUCCGUCACUAUCGUUGAUUGCUACUGGCACACCAACAGGGGUGUUGUUCAACCAGAAAGAACACUCGCCAACAACCAUCAAAUUCGGUCAGAAUUUCGCUGUGAUGCUGACCGAUACCGGUGGCGUUUAUAGUUGGGGUUUGUGUAGUUAUGGAAAACUAGGUCAUCCAACAAAGAACGAUAUCUCUAUUCCAUCGAUGAUUAGCGCAUUCAAGAACAAACAAAUUACACAGAUUGCCUGUGGUAAAGAUCACAGCUUGGCAUUGGAUGAAAUCGGUGUCGUCUAUGCAUGGGGAAAUGGAUCCGGUGGAAGACUUGGUCUUGGAAACAGUGAGGUCGUAAGCAUUCCAAAGAUCAUACCGCAUUUCGAAGAUGAGAAAAUCACUUCGAUUGCCUGUGGACAAGAGUUCUCGCUGGCUCUGUCAGAUUCUGGAAAGGUCUUCUCAUGGGGUAAAGGUCUUCAUGGAAAUCUGGGUUACGAUGUAAGCACUAUGCUCUCCCAAUCGACACCGAAAGUGAUUCCAAUGCUUCCACCUGCCUCACAGAUUUCUUGUGGAAACUGGCAUUCCAUGGUACUCAGUAAAUCUGGUGAUGUCUAUACUUUUGGUUCAAAUAUCGAUUGCCGUCUUGGUCACAGCGGAAAUGGUAGCACACCAACUAUGGUGCAAAUCGGAAGUAAAAUUAAGAAGAUCGGUGCUGGUGCCAAUUUCAAUGCCGUUCUUUCGGAAUCGAAUGCUAUUUAUACCUGGGGAAGCAAUAUACAUUGUCAGCUCGGUGUUUUGCUGCCAGAUCAUAGAAAUUACACUGGUGAACCACAGGUUGUAAAGACAUUGCUUCCAUACCCAAUUAGUACGAUUGAGGUUGGUUAUGAACAUGUUGUCGUCUUGACAGACACUGGUGAAGUAUUCACUUUUGGAGAUAAUUCAAUGAUGCAAUGUGGUGUUGGUGAAGCAAUCAAGGAGGUAUGCAACUUCACAAGAGUAAAGAUUCCAGAUAAUUCCACUGUCUUUAAGAUCGCUGCCGGUGGAAACUCAUCGUUGAUCUCACUCUCCAGUGGUCACAACAUCUAUGGUUCCGAAUUGGCAUCGCUGCUCACCGAUGAGUCAUUAGUGGAUUUGAGAUUCAUUGUAAAUGGAGAUACCGCUCAAUAUGUAAAUUGUCAUCGAGCAGUGGUUGCUUGUAGAGUUCCAAAACUGUUGCCAUUGAUCUCCAGUGAGAUAAAGAAUCCAAACUCAGACAACUCUCACGAGAUUUCAAUCACCUCUAAGAUUACCGCAUCAACCAUUAACAAAAUUAUCUACAUAGAUUUCAAACAAAUUUCAUUUGAAUCAUUGAAACUAUUCAUUAAAUUCAUUUAUACUGAUCAUGUUCCAUUGAUUCAACAUUAUGUCGAUGAAAUUGGAAUGUUGUCGACAUGCUUGGGAGUUGAAAGAUUGGCAUUUUUAUGUAAUUUAGUGUUAGGUAAAACCAAAUCAUUGGAAUCGAUUCCAUCUUCAAAUUUGUCAGAGGAUUUCAAGAAACUCAGUGAUCCAACAUUUGCCGAAUCGUUGUAUGACAUUACUUUCAAGGUACACGAACCAUCUGGAAAUAUUGCCGAGGUUCAAUCAUUCAAGGUGAUGUUAUGUUUGCGUUCGAAAUAUUUCAAGAUGAUGUUGAGUGGUAGUUUUAUUGAAGGAUCAAUGAAUUCCAUUAAUAUCCACGACGUCUCUAUCUCCUCAUUUAAAGAUCUACUACACUAUUUCUAUUGUAACGAAGUACCGAGUGACCCCAACGAUUGUUUCGAGCUGGUGAUCUUAGCGGAUUUCCAUCAGAUCGCAAGAGCAAAGGAGUUGUGUUCCGCCGUGAUCAGACCAUCGAUUGACAACACUUCACUGCUAUUCAUGUUUCAAUUCUCAAAGCAAUACGAUCUUAAAUCCCUUACUGUCUGGUGUGAAUCUAGAAUCUCUCAAGUUCCAAACGCAGAGCUACUCGAAGGAUUCGAUCGUCUCACAGAAGAAAAUCAAAAGUUUGUUAAAGAGAAUUGCGCUAAAGCGCCACCAAAAGUUGAAGGUUUCCGUUCAUCGACACCCGACUCGGCAUCUCAAGAACAAAGACAUUAUAGAAGAAAGCCAAAGAACCAAGAAAAACCAAAGAAAUCUUGGUUCUUUGGUUAA
This is a messenger RNA of Heterostelium album PN500, 2712 nucleotides long. RefSeq names its product ankyrin repeat-containing protein. The coding region runs from base 1 to 2712 and encodes 903 amino acids. Gene Ontology annotation, molecular function: protein binding. NCBI's taxonomy places the organism in Eukaryota, Evosea, Eumycetozoa, Acytosteliales, Acytosteliaceae. The transcript is spliced from 3 exons. The record is from RefSeq and is a predicted model, not a curated record.